This is a messenger RNA of Penicillium pulvis, 1263 nucleotides long. RefSeq lists its product as uncharacterized. The record is from RefSeq and is a predicted model, not a curated record. The coding region runs from base 1 to 1263 and encodes 420 amino acids. NCBI's taxonomy places the organism in Eukaryota, Fungi, Ascomycota, Eurotiomycetes, Eurotiales, Aspergillaceae. Gene Ontology annotation, biological process: secondary metabolite biosynthetic process. Gene Ontology annotation, molecular function: FAD binding. The transcript is spliced from 6 exons.
AUGGUCGGCCGUACAUUGCUUUCCGUUGCCAUCGUUGGGGGAGGACCAGGCGGGUUAGGAACCGCCAUUGCCCUUUCUAAGCUGCCAUUCCUUCAGGUAACACUUUACGAGAAGAACCCCGAGCCUCGAGAAGCCGGUGCGGGGAUUAGCUUGAGCACAAAUGCGUGGAAGGUCCUGGACUUGCUCGGAGCAAGUGAUGGGGUCAAGGGAGGAUCCAAAUCUAACACACACCAGAGAAAUGCUUACACUGGAAACAUCUUGAGUGUAACCCAGCAUCCCGAAAAUUCCGACGCAGAUACCCGUGGAGCGAUUCGUGCCCGCAGAACACGACUUCAAUCUGCCCUUCUGGAUAAAGUGCCAGAGGGUCUGAUCCAAUUUAAUAAGAAGCUAGUCUCCCUUGAGGAUCUACCCGGUGCAGGUGUGCGCUUGAUCUUUGAUGAUCAGACAGAUGCACACGCAGAUCUGGUCGUCGGGGCAGAUGGAAUACACUCUAUUGUGCGUCGAGUCCUGUUACCUGAUCAUCAGCUCCGGUUCACAGGAAACACUGCAUUCCGCACCAUUGUGCCCAGGUCGCGUCUGGCUCACCAUCCAGAUAUCACGUCCACCACGGCUUGGUGGUGGGGUGAAGCUGGCCAUGUGUACUUCUCGGAUGUAGAUGAUGAGCAUGAAGUCGAUGAUCCGUUCUUUGAGAUUACCGUGCGAUCUUAUAAGGAGCCAGACAUUCCUGGGAAGACUGUUGUCUGGGGUAUUCCCGCUACGAAGGAGAAAGUGGCAUCUCGCGUUUUGACCUUUGAUCAGCGAGUACGGGAUGCGGUGGAUGCAGUCCACGAAGGCGAGUGGGGGGAGUUCGCUACGUUCGCUGGGCCUCGACUGAGCAAAAUCACUGGCUGGAAUAAGAUCGCCCUGAUUGGUGAUGCUAGUCAUCCACUUUCUGGAGCCUUUGGGUCCGGCGCGACAUUUGCCAUGGAAGAUGGAUGGAUUCUCGCUCGAGCACUGGAACAUUCCCAGUUUGCUUCUCGUCCUGUUGAGGAAGCUCUUGAGGUAUUCAAUGUUAUCAGGUCGCCGUAUUAUGCCAGAAUGUAUGAGCAUUUGGACGAAGUCGGUGCCAAAAUGCAGCAAUUCAAGAAAGAGAAGAACGACUUUGAUGCCUUCUUACAAGCCAAGAUUGACCGUUUCCUCUAUGGGGAUAAAUCUUUCAUUUACAAGAACGAUAUUAAAAAGGUUUGGGAAGAAUAUGUGGCGUCACUGCCAAGUUCAGCUUAG